This is a messenger RNA of Pyrus x bretschneideri (Chinese white pear), 1549 nucleotides long. Its product is annotated as AAA-ATPase ASD, mitochondrial-like. Lineage: Eukaryota; Viridiplantae; Streptophyta; Magnoliopsida; Rosales; Rosaceae. The record is from RefSeq and is a predicted model, not a curated record. Gene Ontology annotation, molecular function: ATP hydrolysis activity; ATP binding.
AUGCGUAUGAUGGGAGAAAUGUGGGCAAAAUUAGGCUCGAUGGUUGCGAGUGUGAUGUUCAUGAGUGCCGUAUUUCGAGACUUCCUUCCGGUGCAACUUCGGAAUCAUGUCGAACGAUACAUCCAUAAACUAGCGAACUUUUUCGACCCUUACGUGCAAAUUACAUUUGAUGAGCACACCAAUCAGUUUCGCAAGCGAAGUGAAGUCUAUUCCGCCAUCCAGAGCUAUCUCAGCACCAAGUCUUCUGGCCGAGUGAGGCGGCUCAAGGCUCAUGAUGUCAAGAACAGCAAGUCUCUAAUCCUUAGCAUGGAUGACAACGAAGAAAUCACCGAUGAAUUUCAAGGCAUUACGUUUUCGUGGACUCUGGUGAAACGAAUGGCGAACCAGACUUCAUUUUCUAUCUACCCGCAAUCUAAUGAGAAGAAAUGUUAUAAGCUCACGUUCCACAGACGCUAUCGAGUCCUUACGGGGUCUUACCUUGAUCAUGUGAUAAAAGAGGGGAAGGCGAUAUCGGCAAGCAACAGGCAAAGAAAGCUUUACAUCAACAAUCCUGCAGAGGAUUGGAAUUCAUACCGAGGGACGAAAUGGAGUCACAUUGUUUUUGAGCAUCCGGCAACAUUUGAAAGCCUAGCAAUGGACCCGAAAAAGAAGGAAGAAAUCAUCAAUGAUCUCAUCAAGUUCAGUAAGGGAAAAGAGUACUAUGCAAAAAUCGGGAAGGCAUGGAAGCGGGGUUAUCUCCUCUACGGGCCAACAGGAACUGGAAAGUCUACCAUGAUUGCUGCCAUUUCUAACCUCAUGAACUACGAUGUCUAUGAUCUUGAACUAACGCAGGUUAAGGACAACACUGAGCUGAGGAAGCUUCUGAUAGACACGCCGAGUAAAUCUAUAAUUGUGAUUGAGGACAUUGAUUGCUCGCUUGAUCUUACCGGACAGCGAAAGAAGAAAAAGGAUGAGGAGGACAAGGAAGAAAAGGAUUCAGUUCGGAAAAAGAGGGAAGAUCAAGAAAACAAACCGAGCAAGGUGACUCUUUCGGGGCUGCUAAACGUUAUCGAUGGGAUUUGGUCAGCUUGUGGAGGGGAGAGACUGAUCAUGUUCACGACUAAUUAUGUGGACAAGCUCGAUCCUGCACUCAUCAGAAGAGGAAGGAUGGACAAGCACAUAGAAUUGUCCUACUGCUGCUUUGGAGCGUUCAAGGUUCUUGCUAGGAGUUAUUUGGGUUUGGAGACGCACGAAUUGUUUGAAAGGAUUGGGCGUUUGUUGGGGGAAACGGAUAUGACACCUGCUGAUGUUGCAGAGAAUUUGAUGCCGAAAUCUGAUAUAGAGGAUGCUGAGUCUUGUUUGAAGAACUUGAUCGAAGCUCUCGAGGCUGCAAAGGAGGAGGCAAAGAUCAAUGCCGAGGAAGAAGCUAAACAGAAGGCGGAGAAAGAAAUGAAAUCGAAGGCAGAGGAAGACCAAAAUUUGAAUGCAGAGAAAGAAGCAUAACCAAAGGCAGAGGAAGAAGAAGAUUCGGAAGCACAGAAAGACGAGCUCGAAGUGAAACGGAACGGAA